GAGGAAUUCGAGAAAAUGGAAGCUAUAAACCUAUUCAAUCGCCAUUCAUUCAAUAUACAGCGUCAAUCUAAGGAUCAAGAUAAUCAUCGAUUGUUUUCUGGGCUACCUCAUUAUCCCAAAUAUAUUUCUUUUAUCAAAAGACCAUCUUCAGUUUUCAGCAAUUCUCAAACUUUCUUCAUUUCUCUCAAUUUCCUUGAAAAGCCAUCUCAGAAACCGCAAUACCAACGUGGGUUUUCAAGGAAUAAGCUUAUUAUGGAGUUUACAGAAAAUGGAUUGUUCGAAGAUGCCAUAAGGGUUUACCUUGAAAUGCUUCAAAAUGGUUUCCAAGUUCAAGAUUUUAAGUUCUUUCCUUGUUUGAUUAAAGCAUUUGGUGGGGUUUCUGAUGUUAAAAGAAGCAGGCAAAUUCAUGGUCAUGUAUUAAAGUUAGGAUUUUUAGCUGAUGUUUAUGUUGUGAAUGCGCUUUUGGGAAUGUACUCUAAAUGUGGGGAAAUCAAAGAUGCGGUUAAAAUGUUUGAUAAAAUGAGUGAAAGAGAUUUGGUUUCAUGGAAUUCAAUGAUUUCUGGGUUUUGUCAAUCCGAGGAUUACUUGGAUUCGUUGAUGAUCUUUAGUUUGAUGGUUAAGGAACAUGGGAUGUUCCCGAAUCGGGUAGGUUGUCUCUCUGCUCUCUCAUCAUGUGCUUCGAUUGAGUCACGGAUUCAUGGGAGAGAGAUUCAUGGAUUUGUUGUGAAAAAUGGAUUGGAAAGUGAUGAGUUUUUGGUUAGUGGAUUGAUUGAAAUGUACAUGAAAUGUGGAGAUGUAAGGAACGCGGAACAUGUUUUCAAGAGUAUAAUUAAUAAGGAAUCAGUGAGAAGAAAUACUGUGAUUUGGAAUGUGAUGAUUACAGGGUAUGUUUCUAACGAGUGUUUGUCAGAGGCAAUGGAAUUAUUUGUUGAGAUGUUGGAGUUAGGGAUUCAACCGGAUUCUUCUACAAUAGUGGCUGUUCUAGUUUUGUGCUCAGAGUUAUCAGAUUUAGGCAUAGGAAAACAAAUUCAUAGAUUGAUAUUUGCAUUUGGAUUAGAAAAUGACAAAAGAAUUGAAACAGCUCUUAUCGAGAUGUACUUCAAAUGUUGUCAUUCUGAAGCUGCUAUGAAAAUCUUCAGAAGAUCUCAAAAUGAUAACUCAGUCAUGUGGGGUGCAGUUAUAUCAAAUUCUGCUCAGAAGGAUUGUCCCAUUGUCGCGCUGGAAUUGUUCCAUAACUUUUUGUUGAAAUAUGGCUUCCCUGAUUCUCUGAUGCUUUUGGCUGUGUUGCGAGCAUGUUCGUCCUUGGCUCUUAAGUCUAAAGGCAUGGAAAUUCAUUGUUUAGCUGUUAAAACAGGAUCCAUCUCUGAUCAUUAUGUUGCUAGUGCCCUAGUUGAUAUGUAUGGAAAAUGCAGAGACAUAGAGUCUGCUCAAAAUGUUUUUUCUAGGUUACAUCUGAGAGAUUUGGUCUCAUGGAGUGCCCUUAUAUCUGGAUUUUCUCAGAAUGAGAGGGCUGAUGAAGCUUUAGCAGCAUUUCGUGAUAUGCAGUGUGAGGGAAUCAGACCAAAUAGUGUAACAAUUGCAUGUAUUCUCUCUAUUUGUGCUCACUUGUCAGUUAGGAUUCUGUGUAAGGAGGUUCAUUGUUUCUUAAUACGGCAAGGGUGGAUGUCCAAUGUUCUUGUGAGCAAUUCUCUAAUUGCUGCUUAUGCCAAAUGUGGGGACAUCAAUAGCUCAUGGAUUAUAUUUGAGAAGAUGCAUGAAAGAAAUGAAGUAUCCUGGAAUUCGAUAAUAUCUGCUUUAGGAAUGCAUGGCCAUACGGACAAAAUGUUUGUUUCCUUUGAAAACAUGAAACAAGCAGGCAUGAAGCCUGACCAUGUAACUUUUACAGCCCUUCUUUCUGCAUGCAGCCAUGCUGGGAUGGUUGCUAUGGGAUGCAAAUUUUUUGAAAGCAUGGUUGAAGGAUACAAACUUCAGCCUCAAGUUGAGCAUUAUACUUGUAUGGUUGAUCUUCUUGGACGAGCUGGCCAUCUAAACCAGGCAUAUGAUCUGAUCAUGUCUAUGCCUUGUGACCCAGAUGAUCGUGUCUGGGGUUCACUUCUUGGAUCUUGCAGAAGUCAUGGCAAUGAAAAGCUGGCUAAAGUUGUGGCCAAUCACAUAUUCAAACUUGAUGCCACAAGCAUUGGUUAUCGUGUCCUCCUCGCAAAUCUUUAUGAAGAUUUGGGACAACCGAAUGAAGUUGUUAAGGUUAGAUCAGAGAUUAAAGACAUGGGGCUUAGAAAACAGCCUGGAUGCAGUUGGAUUGAAAUUGAUAACAACAUUCAUAUAUUUGUUGCGGGUGAUUGUUCACACCAGCAAUUAGAGGAGAUAUAUGCUGUGGUAGAGAAUUUAACACUAGAAAUAAAAGGGGCAGGAUAUGUUCCUAAUUUAUCCUUAAGAAGUUGUGUGCCUGAUGUGGCCGAUUUUUAAGGGCUCUUUGCUAAGAGUGACAAUGUUUUUGCAUUACUGGCAACAUGUGCAUAGAAAAUUUAACCAGACCAGACCACUGGAUAACACUUGUAAACCUAAUGGUAGGUUUGUACUGCCAUCAUUGGUGGCUAGUUGCUGUCUGCCGGUUGAGGGACUGAGAUACGAGACUGAUGACUGUAAAAAGAACACUAGCUUACUUGAAGGCAUUCAUGAAUUGAGCUGUGACAUGCCCUUCUCAACGUAUCCAUGCUAGCCGUUUUUUCUUGGUGAACUUGAGGGUAUAUUUUUGCUUGUUUGUUAACCCUUCUUUUUCAAAAUUUAGGUGUUCAGUUGGUUUUCCGGAGCUCUCAACCUGCAUGCAUUUCAAGGACCGAGAGAACAGGGAGCCACAUCCUUUUUGAUUAGAGGUGGAUACCUGAUAGUUGAGUGUUGUAUUAAGGAAAAGGCAAAAAGCAAUUGUCCUGCCUAGAGUCCCCACCUCUGUAAACAAGGGAUUGAGUUUCCCGAUUAAAUGACCAAGGGAAGUUUACAUCCUUG
Messenger RNA from Theobroma umbraticum, 3000 nucleotides. Its product is annotated as pentatricopeptide repeat-containing protein At4g21300-like. Gene Ontology annotation, biological process: RNA modification. The record is from RefSeq and is a predicted model, not a curated record. Gene Ontology annotation, molecular function: protein binding; RNA binding. NCBI's taxonomy places the organism in Eukaryota, Viridiplantae, Streptophyta, Magnoliopsida, Malvales, Malvaceae.